UCUCCUAUAUUUAGGGAGAUACAAGAAGAUUCUACGACGUUCGUCAGGAUUGACGGCAGUAAGCUUCGCGUUUAACGAGGAGCCUUGAGAGGAGCGUCGUUUUCGCGCCAUGGCAAAAUUGCAUGCUAUAGGAUAUUUCAUUGCAUAAGAAAACUGGCGUGAGCAAGAGCCCUCGAGUAUACUAGAGCAUAGGAGCACUUCUCUGGAGUGACCAUUCCUCUCUUCUGAAAAAAAAAUGUACGAUACAAUGAAUUCAACCGGUGGUUGUUGACCCUUCUAUUAAGGAAGCUUUUAGGCGAACAAGAAGGAACAUUAAUAAAGUAUACGAAUACGCGAGAGAUGAUUAAAUAGGCCUGGAUGAAGUGUUUAUGGAAGCAAGUCACAUGAUGGCCGACGUCGCCGAAAACGCAGCCUUCACUGACCCAGCGACCGCGAUCUCCCAUGGUAAACGGCAUCUCUUAGUUCGGGACUAUACCAUGGCUGUAACCGCAUUGGCACAGGCAUGUCAACUGCUUGUCGAAAAACACGGAGACACCGCUGACGAACUUGGCGAGCCUUAUUUGCUUUACGGUCGGGCUCUUCUUGGUUUAGCGAGAGAGGAGGCUGGAGUGUUGGGUGGCGGAGUGCCGGGCUCAGAAGAAACUGAAGAAGACGAUGAAGAGGACGAGGAGGAGGCUGAAGACGAGAAAUUGAGCAACGUUGACGAGAAGGAAGAAGAGGAGAGUGAAGAGCACACGGACAAUGGGGCAGUCAACGAAGCAAAAGAGAAAACUGCCACCGAAAACAAAACUGAAGAAUCGGAAGUUGAGCAAGAACUCAAGAAACCGGAAGUUGACGAAAAAGAAGAGAAGGUAGAAACGAGCAGUGAAAAAAACGAAACAGAAAAAUCAGACUCUGAUAAGACUGAAGAUAGUAAGACAGCGAAACAGACGGUCGAAAAGCCAAAAGAAGAUGAGGAUGAGGAGCCUGCGGCUGACUCCAGUAAAGAUACAAGUAACGCUAAUGGACCUUCUUGUUCAACUGAACAGAAUGGGGUUGUCAAGGAAAAUGGAGAAAAUGAUGGUGAGGAUAUAGAAAAGGAAGAUGAAGAGGAUGAAGUCAACAAUCUACAGGUUGCCUGGGAAGUGUUAGAACUAGCGAAACUAGUGCUGUUAAAACGUGGUCAAUCCGGUUGGAAGUUACUGACUGAUGCAUAUCGACUCCUAGGAGAAGUGGCCAUGGAAGGGGGGAACUUUCAGGGUGCUUUGAACGAUCUACAUCGAUGUCUGGAACUUCUGCAGCAGAUUGAGCCGCGAGAGUCAAGGGCGAUGGCCGAAAUCCAUUAUCAGCUUGCAUUAGCUCAUUCCUUGGGCAACGAUUUUGACGCCAGUAUCGAAGAAUUUAACAAAGCUACGGAAUUGCUGGAUUCGCGUAUCAAAUAUUUGGAAGAAAUGAAAGAACCUCCCAAAACGGACGAUUCCUUCUAUACGGUAGAAGGGGAGAUUCAAGAAUUGAAAGAGUUGCUCCCAGAGAUUCAAGAGAAAAUCUCAGAUAUGAAAGACUUUAAGCAGGAAGCUUGCAAACUCGUCAUAGAAGGUAUCAAAAACAAAGUAGCUGGUGGCUGUUCGAAUGGUGCCGGACCAAGUGGUAGCAACGAAAGUUCUGCACCUAAAGUUCAAAAACCUGCUAGUGAUAUAUCUCAUUUGGUGCGUAAGAAACGGAAAGCCGAUGAAUCAGAGACAGAAAUUAUGUCGCCAUACAAAAAGCCGACGCCGGAAAAAGCUGUUUGAAUGAGUUUGGUGCAUCUGAAAUGUUUUUGGUACCUUGUUGCUUCGUUAAGCGGGAUGAAAAUUUGAGGGAAAAAUUUUUAUCGAAGAUGGAAUUUUUAGCGUUGGACCAAAAUCAGAUAAAAAUUGGCUAUCCCCGUGGAAAGACUUUGUAUACCAGAAAGGAUGUUUUAAUAGGAAUGGGUAGAAUAUACUAAAUUGAUUCUAUUUUUUUUUUUUUUUUUUUUUUCGUUCAAUAAUUACAGUUCAUGUAUUGUUUGAAAAUCUAUGUAUCUUAUUUCUUUCUUUUUCUCGCUAUUUCUGUAAUUCAUGUAUUUAUUCUGUACCUAAUAAGGAAUUUGUAUCAAAUAAGUUGAUUAUUACAUCCAAAUUAUCAUAAUUUUUUACCUCUUAUUUUCUAGGACAUGCUAAAAACAUUAGAACAUAAGGCUGUUUAUGUAUAAGUCAAAUUAAUAAACGUUAAAUGCUGAUUUUUCUAAA
This is a messenger RNA of Bombus pascuorum, 2246 nucleotides long. It is a transcript of the gene Nasp, whose product is annotated as nuclear autoantigenic sperm protein. Gene Ontology annotation, biological process: CENP-A containing chromatin assembly; DNA replication-dependent chromatin assembly. Gene Ontology annotation, cellular component: nucleoplasm. The record is from RefSeq and is a predicted model, not a curated record. NCBI's taxonomy places the organism in Eukaryota, Metazoa, Arthropoda, Insecta, Hymenoptera, Apidae. The transcript has 3 exons. Gene Ontology annotation, molecular function: histone binding. Bases 369 to 1769 code for a protein of 466 amino acids.